Messenger RNA from Neocloeon triangulifer, 3004 nucleotides. RefSeq lists its product as uncharacterized. The record is from RefSeq and is a predicted model, not a curated record. The coding region runs from base 5 to 2833 and encodes 942 amino acids. The transcript is spliced from 7 exons. NCBI's taxonomy places the organism in Eukaryota, Metazoa, Arthropoda, Insecta, Ephemeroptera, Baetidae.
UAAAAUGGCUCUUGCUGCAGAGCUUCGUCGGCGAUUGUCCUCGUCUGAUUUCGGGCCUCCGGAGAAACGUCUUCGCCUAGCCGUUCAAAUUUUUGAGUCACCCCACCUGCGGGUCGCUCGCAAAGAAGAGGCUGUCAUAGAAGCCCUUUGCCGGCAAGAGUCAUGGGAGGCCCUUCGCGAAUGUCUUCAGAGCGAACGCUUCAGCAAGGCCAUCCUUCGACCCAGCAUCAGGAAAAAACUGGUCCAAGUUGCUGCCCGGGAUCCGGAGCAGGAGUGCGGCCGCCUGCUCUUGUCAGACCAGCAGACCUCCAAUUAUUUGGCCGCUCGACCACAGGAGUACACUGCUCUGUGCCACAGCGUGUUCUCCAACAAGCCAGACGUGGCAAGUCUCAAAGCGGCUAUUUCAUGUGCCAAACGUUCUCCAAACCCCCCUUCGUUGGCCCCUUUUCUUCCAUUCCUGGCUGAAGUUGAACUGGACGAAGCGGCUGUCCGGCUUCUGAUCACUGUCGUUGGCUCGGAACAAGAAAUUCUGGACAGUCUGGCGGAUAACGUUAGCCCUAACACUGUUGGCUUGGCUGCCAGAGUCGUUGCUGCUAAAUACGGACGCAGACACUCAAAAGCUGAGGAAUUUGUCUUUCAAGUUAUUGGACUUGCAAAGAGCAACGAAGCUCUCGGCCAGGCUUUGUCUGCUGUGGAGACCAUUGAGGACAGAGACAAGCUGAGUGCUGUUUUCCAAAGUCGACUUGCAGAUACAAGUUCUAAAAAUCUGACAGCAGCUUUCAAACCACUGGCCCAUCUUGAUAUUCUCUUGUUCGAGACCCUUCUUCCAAAGCUGAUGGCCAUUUCAAUCAAAGACGAAGCACUGGACGAGCUGUUAGUGGACGCCUUGACUGCCGCUGAGAAGGAACAGCGACCUCAUAAAUUGAUAUCUAAACUCCUGGACGGCAUAACAAAAAAUAACGAACCAAAACUUAUGAGGUUUCCACAGGCAUUAGUUUUAUCUGCCCUUACUUGGCCAUCAAAAAAUCUUGCAGCAGCUAUAUCUGCGUUGAUUUUUAAUUUGCUAAAUAAUACAGAGGAAGCAUUCUUCGUCUCAUCUGCAACCUUGCUGGUCAGUUUGCUAGAAGCUUCAAAAGCCGCCCAGCACAACACCCCUUAUCUGGUGCGGGAUAAAUUUGUAGGCCUGCAGCAACAGGUGCAACAGGUAUUGGAAAAAUUUGAGCCAAUUGCUAAAAAAGCUGCCAAGAAGAAACAUCAAGGCGCAUUUUUAUCAAAAUACCUAGAACUCUGCUUUGCCUUUGGCGAACUGAACUUGUUGCUGAAGCACUAUGCAGAAGAAGGCACCGAGUCUUGUUACGACGUGGGAUCAACCUUGCUGGAUUUCAGCUUACUCUUGUCCUUUGUGUCAGAUUGGCCCGAUUUUGCAAAUGAUGCUAUUGCUGUGGACGAAUGCAAGAAUAAAGUUGUUCUUUUGGUAGACCAAAAGAUAAGGGCUACCACUCUGUUGAAUCUUGACCUCGAUCAGGGGCAGCAAGAGGCAGCUGCAUUAAUGUUGGCUAGCUGUCCGCCUGGACACCUUCACUCAUCUUUGAACCUACUUCGUAAAAGCCUUAGCAAGUCAACGGUGGCUCAAGUUGCAGACUCCUUGGCAGCUAGUCUUCUCUUGAAUCCAAAGCAACAGUUCAGCAGUCAUUUUGACAAUUGCGUGGCCUUGGCUCUGUUGAGAGCCAUGAAAAAGUCAGACGCUGCCCACGGAGUCUUGGGAAAUCUCAAACUUUCUAAUGUGGUGGCACCCUGCGAUCCAAUGGAUGCUCCUGAUCCCAAGCCAAGGAACAACUUGAUGGCCAUUUUGCUGGCCUUUGGACAACUUCGAGUGACAGACAAAGCUACAAGACUUCUUUCUGCGGCCGCGUUAUUGGCUGCGUGUUAUAAUUUGAAAGACGGAUGGGAUGUAGCCAUACCUGUUUUGGUAACUCUCUUCAGUGAAAUUGAGAAUAAUUUCAAUUUGGGAAAAUUGAUCAAAUUCACUAAUGAGGCUACUGUGAAUGCUGAUGAAAGCAUGCUUAAGAAGUUUGUGUGCGCCCUGUUUUAUAAAAAGAUGCCUUCUGAAAAUGAUAUAAGGAGCUUCAAUUCUCGCUCGAUGAAACCCUUGGCACUGGUAUCUCUCAAAUUCUUACUGGACCAAAAGGGAUCGGAAAGUAUAAAAAAGCAGUUGGUUGACAUUGCCAUGGCGUACGGUGCAGAUUUGGAGAAGAUUAGGCCCUCCUUGAAGAACAAAAUUCCCAACAUCAGUAGAUCCUCUCCCCAGCAACUCACUGAUCUUUUCAAGAGCAAAACUGUCAUAGAUGCCCUUGCAGCAGAUAAGGCACUAAUUCGAAUGAUGCAAUUCAACCUUGCAGACAUGAAAACCGUCAAAGCUGCUGCAGUUUGCUUGAAUGCUUUUCUCACUUCAAGAUCUGCUCUUGCUGUAGAUCGUAUUCCUGUCAUUCAGCAAAAACUGCAAAAGAUUUGUGCAGCCAUUAUCGAAGGCCAAAAUGAAGACUUGGCUGUAGAUGUUGCACAUUUGGUUGAAGGCAUGGGUGUAGCAAUGGCCAGGCACAGAAAGGACUUUUCUCGCGCCGCCCCCUACUUUGUGGCUGAUGUUUUGCAUCUCUUUGAGACAAAAAAUAUUCAGAAGAGUGUCAAAGUUCACAUGGAAAGAUACAUGCAGGCUCUUCUUCGUCUCUGUGAUGAACAUGGUGAAUUGUUCCUUCUAAGAGCUUCCAGUCCUGCGUGUCAGCAAAUUCUACAUGCCCAGUUGGCAGAAAAAAAGAAAAUUGAGCGCUCUGUGUGAUACAACUCUCAAUAAGUAAUAUUUUUGUCUUCAUCUAUGCAUAAAAUAUUUCUGUCAUAAGAUUUUAAAUUUUAAGUAUUUGAAAUGUGACACUGACGUUGAAGUUAAUAUUUAGCCAUUCUAAAACCAGCAAGGAAUUUUUUUUAUUUAAAUCAUUUGUGGAAUCGAAAU